Molecule: messenger RNA, 1428 nt
Organism: Polypterus senegalus (gray bichir)
Lineage: Eukaryota; Metazoa; Chordata; Cladistia; Polypteriformes; Polypteridae
Gene: klf13
Product: Kruppel-like factor 13
Exons: 2
Coding region: 433-1233 (266 amino acids)
Biological process (GO): regulation of transcription by RNA polymerase II
Molecular function (GO): RNA polymerase II cis-regulatory region sequence-specific DNA binding; DNA-binding transcription factor activity, RNA polymerase II-specific
Source: RefSeq, a predicted model, not a curated record
UUGCUGUGAGGCACUUAUUACUCUCUCUGUGCAAGAAAAGGGAGCAGAAGAGAAGCAUGGAAGUUUUAUUUUUAAAAUUCCAAAUACUCGUGUUUAUGAAUGUUUUCUGAACGGCAAAAAUCCAACCAAAGUGGGAUCACUUCUUCAAUUUUGUAUCCUUCUUCGUUUAAGUCGGUUUCCCCACAAGGAUGCCUUUCAUUUGUUAGCACUGGGCUGUAUCAUAAAAGUGUUGGUCUGUGGAGUUCUUUUUCUUGUUCAUUUUAGUUUCCUUUCUUUCUAAGAGAUCUACCUCCAUACCCUUCUCUUGUUCAUCAUCAUCAUCAUCAUCCUCCUCCUCAUCAUCACACAAAGGGAACCACGAGCAACAGUGAAUUUUAGCAAAGCAGUAAUUCGCAUGCCGUAGAGAAAGGGUGCUUUGGUGCAUUUAAAGAAAUGGCAACAGCAGCCGGCGUGGAUCAUUUUGCAGCAGAAUGUUUAGUGUCAAUGUCCAGUCGGGCCAUCGUUCACGAUCCGAAACUGGAUAUAGAGGAUAAGGCUGAAGAAGCGUCUGUGCAGAAAAUCGGAGAUGAUAAUAAGGAAGCGCCGGUGAAAGAUAAUUCUUCCCUGUUUAUGGUUGCCAGGAUUUUGGCAGACUUAAACCAGCAGACCCCUGAUGGUCCUGCAGAACAACCAAAAAUAUCAGAAGACAUCAAAGUGCCGAGCAUUUCGACAGAGGAUGCCGGGUUUAAAAGUGUCACCAAGCCCGGCAAAAAUGAUGGAUACCGUGCCACACCUACCACCCUAACCGACCCGGGUCCUAAACAAAGAAACAGGCGUGGGAGAAGCCGAAUCGAGCACGAAUCUCCCCAGAAAAAGCACAAAUGCCAUUAUUCUGGCUGUGAAAAAGUUUAUGGCAAAUCAUCCCAUCUUAAAGCACACCUAAGGACACAUACAGGUGAACGGCCAUUUCCCUGCACUUGGCCCAACUGCAACAAGAAGUUUGCCCGCUCGGAUGAGCUCGCCCGCCACUACCGCACACACACUGGGGAGAAGAAGUUCGGCUGCCCACUCUGUGAGAAACGCUUCAUGCGCAGCGACCACCUGAUGAAGCACGCCCGCCGGCACUCCGACUUUGAACCCAGCAUGCUGAAGCGGCCAUACGGCAGCGGAGCCAACACCCGCACAGGUUCUCUCAGCGACUACAGCCGUUCGGACGCUUCCAGUCCUACUCUCAGCCCUGCCAGCUCGCCUUAGCCCAUCUGCACUGAACGCCUGCACUUUUCCUCUGCCAGACACUUCCCAGUUUUGUGGAUUUUUUUAAUUUUUAUUUUAUUUUUGUAACUCUCAUGUUGCACAGCUGUCAGAACUGCUAAUAAUCUGCUUAUUGUAAAAGUACAUAGCUGCCUAUAUUAGUGCAAUCCCUUGAGAAAAUGAUCUCAAACAUUUCCA